AAUCAUUAUAACUAAGUAGAAAAAGUUCCAAUUGUAAAACACCUUUGAAUUUUAUUUUUAUUUAAUAAUGAUUGCAUUCCUUAAAAAACUUACAAUUCAAUUUUAUGAACUUGGGAAAAUAUUACUUUUUCCAUCUUUUUUUUUAAAGAAUUCUGCUAUCUAACAUGAGAUCUAUCAGUUUUCAUUUACUUUUUCCAACUGCAAAUUUCAUAUUUGGAGGAUGGGAAAGAGAAGAUACAGUUAAAGCAAGCCUUGUAUACCUAAACUUUAAGAUCACAGUGUUUGAGCAUGUUAUAAAAUGUUAUGUAACUGACGGGAUAUGUGUAUACUGGACCCAGUAAUAUUUGAGGGUUUUUUAUGUAUUUUAAGGAAAUCUAAACUUGUAUCUAAUUAAAAGUAAACAAAACACUUAAAUAUAUGGAAAGGCACAAAAAGAUAAACAUUACCAAGAUUUUAUUUUGAUAGAUAACAUGGUAAAUCUUGACAAACAUACAUACAGUUUUUCUUUCAGGUACAGUAGGAGGCAUUAAUACCUUGGUUCUGAGCCCUUAUCAGUCAGGUAGCUUUCAAAGAAAUGAUUUCAUGCUCCAAACUGAUCAUUAACAAGGAAAAUGUAACUUAAGGUUUCUGAAAUUCUUACUUUUCAGAAUUUCAAAUGUUAUUUUAUGUUUUCAUAGGGAUCUUGAACAAUCCAUAUAUUAAUUAGUAUAUAAGGUACAGUAUUAAAAACAUCAUAUAAUCUAUAAUAUAAAAGACUUGAAGGUUAUAGAAGCAAUGGGUGGACCCAUUUUAUUGGGGUUUAGCUGAAGUCUGCUGUUCCCCAUCCAGACCCCUACAGCCUCCAGACAUCAUAAAAGGAUGUUCAGUGCAGCACACUUCAUCCCGGACAGAGAUAUAUAGCUGGGUAUCAUCAGCUUAUGGAGAUGCCUUGUCUCACACAGACAGAUGGUUUUUAUUCAUAUUGUUAAACAUACUUUUUUCACUGUGUUUUUAACCCUGUAGAAAUUACCUUGUAAUUCUAUAUGUACCACAUCUGUAUUGGCUCAGAAUUUCAGAAGAUCCAGCAACAAAUUUCCCAUUAAUUCUUUCUCUAUGUUUCAAGCAAAUCAAGGAAUAAAUUCCUUCUAGCAGUACUAAUUCUAAAUAAAUAUGCCACUUGAGAUGAGCCCUGUUAUAUAGCAGGAGAGUUUUGAAAAUCUGCCUUUUAAAGAAAGCCUUAGGAGGAGAUACAGGAGAAGUUGAACUCCCAUCCUAACGUGGUUGGAAAUUUUGUUCUCAGUAGGAUUUAGUUUGUUCUUAAUGUUUAAUAAUGUUACGUUAUUAUUUCAUUUAUUACACUAUUAUUGUAUUUUAACCUUUUUAUUGCAGUAGCCCAUCUCUCUGAAUAAUUAUUACUAUUGUUGAGCUCCAGUUACCACUAGAGAGUUCUUUCUAAACGAAAUUGGAAUCUAUCUUCUGUAACAUAAACCUGUUAUAACAUUGCCUGGUUUCUGGAAUAAGAGAUGACAGGUCUUUCUGUGUUGAAGGAAUGUCAUGGGCUACCUCUUAUUAAUGGGCAAAAUUGUGACCCUUAUGCUACAGUAUCUGUUGUCGGUCCUUCAAGGAACGAUCAAAAGAAGACAAAGGUAAAGAAGAAAACAAGCAAUCCACAAUUUAAUGAAACAUUUUAUUUUGAGGUAACUAGGUCCAGUAGUUACACCAAGAAGUCACAAUUUCAGGUAGAAGAAGAAGACAUUGAGAAACUGGAAGUCAGGAUUGACUUAUGGAACAAUGGCAAUUUGGUGCAAGAUCUUUUCCUAGGAGAAAUUAAGAUUCCUAUCAAAGCAUUAGGAAGUGAUACUUUCCAAGCAUGGUACCUCCUACAGCCAAAAGAUAAUGGAAAUAAAUCUGCUAAAAGUGAAGAUCAUGGAUCCCUUAGACUGAAUAUAAAUUAUGCUGAAGAUUAUGUACUUCCAUCUGGGUACUAUGGGUCUCUCAGAGACUUGCUUCUGAAAUCAUCAGAAGUGGAGCCAAUUUCUGCAUCAGCUGCUUACAUCUUGGCCGAAGUGUGUCGCGAGAAAUACGAUGGUAUUUUGCCACUUGUAAGGUUGUUGCUGCACCAUCAUAAAUUAGUGCAGUUUGUUACUGCAGUGGCAGAAUUAGAACUGAAGGAAACCCAAGAAGUAAAUACAAUCUUCAGAGGAAACUCUUUAACUACUCGAUGUGUAGAUGAGAUGAUGAAAAUAGUGGGAAAGCACUACUUGAAAGUUACUUUAAAACCAAUUCUAGAUGAGAUAUGUGAGAAUCCUAAAUCUUGUGAAAUUGAUCCCCUGAAACUGAAAGAAGGAGAUAAUGUGGAAAUGCACAAGGAAAAUCUUCGUUAUUAUGUUGACAAAGUUUUCAGUACAAUUGUACAAUCAAGUAUAAGUUGCCCAACUUUAAUGUGUGAUGUGUUGUGUUCUCUGAGGCGCUUGGCUGCUGAAAGAUUUCCUAAUGACCCUCAUGUACAGUAUUCUGCAGUGAGCAGCUUUGUGUUCCUUCGUUUCUUUGCUGUAGCUGUAGUAUCGCCUCAUAUUUUCCAUUUACGACCUCAUCAUCCAGAUUCACAGACAUCUAGAACAUUAACUCUUAUAUCAAAAGCAAUUCAGACACUGGGAAGCUGGGGAAGUUUAUCCAAAAGCAAGCUGUCAAGCUUCAAGGAGACGUUUAUGUGUGAAUUUUUCAAAAUGUUUCAAGAAGAGGAAUACAUUGAAAUAGUCAAAAAGUUUUUAGAUGAAGUGUCUUCCACGGAAAGUAAAGAACCAAGUGUCACGAAUGAGCCAUUGCAUCUAAAAGAAGGGGAGAUGUUCAAAAGAGCACAAGGAAGAACUCGUAUUGGAAAAAAGAAUUUCAAGAAGCGUUGGUUCUGCCUUACAAGUAGAGAACUUACUUAUCAUAAGCAACAAGAUAAAGAACCUAUAUUCACCAUCCCAGUCAAAAACAUUCUUGGAGUAGAAAAACUUAAUGAGAGUUCAUUUAACAGGAAAAAUAUGUUUCAAGUAAUACAUGUUGAAAAUCUACUCUAUGUGCAGGCAAAUAAUUGUGUGGAGGCUAGUGAGUGGAUAGAAGCUCUCUGUAGAGUGAGCAGAUGCAACCCAAAGCGAUUGAAAUUCUAUCACCCAUCUGCUUUUUUGAAUGGAAACUGGCUUUGCUGUAAAGCCACAUCAGAAAACACAGUGGGCUGUAUGCCAUGUACUGCAGGUAUACCUGCUGACAUUCAGAUAAAAAUAGAUGGAGAUCGAGAAACAGAGAGAAUCUACUCAGUCUUUGCAAUUAAUAUGCCAAAACUCCAAAAAAUGCAAGAGGCUUGUGGAAGUAUAGCAGUCUAUCAAGGUCCACGAAAAGAGCCAGAUGAUUAUUCUAAUUUCAAAAUUGAGGAUUCUGUAGCAACUUUUCAAACUCUUCAGCAAAUAAUAUCAAUUGUAGAACAAUUGGACAUACAUCAUGAUAAGUAUCGAGAAAAAAGAUCAUCUAGUGCUAAAUAUGGCAGUGAAGAAAACCCAAUUGUUGGAAAAAUUUCCUAACCAAAGGCACUUCGAUAGAGAUGGAUUUUGAAAGAAAGGAAUUAGAAUAAUUUUCACUGUUUAAUAACAAACUGCUUUUGUGAUCGUUCAGUGAAUAAGAAUAUACAUUUCCUGCAAUUUAACUGCAUUCACAAGCUUAUUUAAUAUUUAACAGUGGAAAGAACAAUAUGAAAUCAGAUUUCUGCAGGGAUAAGGGAACACAUAUCCAUAUUGUUUAAAGAACUUAACAUACAAAAAUGUAAGUAAACAAAGUAUCUAAAGCUGGGAAAAUCUUCUAAAGAAAUAAGCUUUCUAAGAAAGAAAAUAAUUAUUACCUUCAGUUGGAAUUUCAUCUGCCAGGAUAAUCAUCAGCUUCUGUGACUAUCACUAUUAUCUGGACAAAGAUAUUCUGACAGGCGGCAAAAGAAUUUGAAGCUUUACAUUCAGCGCACAGUCACUUUUAAAACUUCCUUUCUUAAUCUACAGUAUAAAUGUUGUUGUUGUUUUUAAAAAAGGAACAAAAUGAUGGUACUUUUUCAAAAUGUGUAUUGACAAUUAACAAAGUUAUGUUAUUUAAGUGAUGUCACUGAAGCAGGACAAGUCAGGGAAUCUAUAUGUCUUGUUUACAAUUGGAGUGAAAGAUGUGAUAUGGAACAAUUGUGUUUUUCUUUUUGAAAUAACAUUAUUAGUAUUUUUAGUGAUUAGGAUUGGGGGAGGAGAAUAUAUUCUGUUCAGAUAAUACUGUAGCUGAAUACCAUGUGGCAUAUUAUUAGUAAUACUUUUUUUAAAAAAUGCCUAAAGGUAGAUGGUAUACAAUGAACAUUGCCAUAGCCAAUUGUAACUAGCUCUUUUUGAAAGUCACUCCAAGCACUUUACAUAUCUGGUUACCCCCAGAUUAUAAUUCUAGAUAUUUUAUAGUAUCUAAUCAUUAUGAUCAGUUGAAUGAUCAGUACUGUGGCUUAAAACCAUACUUUUAUGAAAUUUUAUAUCUAGGAUAUUUUUUACUUGCCAAGUAAAGUUUUGAACUAAACUUUACUUUUAGAAACUCUUAAACUUGCCUUGUUGUAUUUGUACCUAUAGACUGAUAAAAAGACUGAUAUAUAAUAAAUAUGAACAAACUUAAUACUUGGGAGAAGAAAAGGCUAAGUUUUUAAAAUCAGUAUUAUAUGAAGUUAUCAGAAGUCAAGCUUUUGAAUUAGAGACUUUUCCUUUUCUUUAUUGAAUGUGGUACUACAGAAAACUCAACUUGGGAGCAAUUUAUUAAGCACUAUAAAAAUCAGUGUAUUUCCACUGAAGUUAACAUUCAUGAUUAUCUGUUUAUUGGUCUCCUUACCUUUUAAUAUUUCUGGUUUAUUAUUAUUUGCCACUCAUUAGGACUGCUUUCAUUGUCUAAUAGAAAUAUAAAAUAAGGACAUUUAAAAGAUAAAACUGGCUUAAAUACUACAUGCUUGUAAUGGUAUGCUAAUAAAAUAAGAGAGCUUGCCAUUAAAGUAAAUAGUCUUAUCCUAAGACUGAACUAACCUCUAAAUUAAAUGCACCUAAAUAGAACUUCUUUUUCCCAAUAGCUGGUAUGCCUUAUCACUAAAUGUUUUUGAGGCAUAAGUACAAAUACUUAUUAAACAAGCUCACUGGAUAUAUAAAUCUAUCAAUGCAGAUUGUUCAUUUGGGGUAAAAUGUAAGGGAAACUAAUAAUUUAGUGACAGAAUGAAUGACAUAGAUUGUAUAACACAAUCAUUACCACAAAUUAUAACUGGUAAAUGCAAAGCAAAAUGCAAGUGUGAUGUAGAGGAUUCACAAACAAAAAAUGGUGUCUGCAUAGUCACCUACGUUGAAGGGUGAACAUCUUUUAUGCAAAAUAUCAGAAAAAUAUGCUUCCAUUUCUUUAAUAAAUUAUAUUUACAAAGUUAAAAUACAAAUUUCCACAGAAAAAGGAAAACAACAACAAAGCAACUAAACAAAAAAAGUGUAUUAAAAAAACCCAUGCACAUACAUGGUCAUAUUUCAACAAUAAUAAUUUUCCCCCUUGCAAAAUAGGCCUACCGUUUAUAAACUUCUACAGCUCUAUUUGCCCAACUAAUUUGAUCUGCCAACUAUUUACCAUUAAAAUUUAUCGGGUAAACUCAACAGUAAAAGUAAAUUUCAAAUAACAAUAUAUUCUUAUAUUUCACACACAGAAUGUAAACAACAGCUUCUAAUCUACCAUAAACCACUGCAAUCAUUAUCUCUGAUCUGUCCAGGAUCAAAUCCUAGGCAGGGGGUUGGACUAGAUGCCUGGGCAGGGGGUUGGACUAGAAGACCUCCAAGGUCCCUUCCAACUCUGUUAUUAUGUUAUGUUAUGUUAAAUCAAUCUUCGACUGAUUCUUUUCCUUAAAAUUAUAAGCAUUAAAAUAGGCUUUCAUUUCUGUGCCUACAUAUUCAUACAUAAACUUUAAUACAUUUGGAAAUUGCAAAUUAUGUUUUAGUAUAAGAAAAAAAUGAAAAAUAUCAAUUUUAUACAUAAUUUAAGCAUGGAGAUAAAUAAUCAUUAAAAAAGAAAGUGGACCCUUGACGAAGUAUUACAUUUUCACAGAUAAUUCUGAAUUUUAUCCUCUCUGGAAGGAAAUUCACCCACAGAAAUUCUCCACGUCUAUCACCAUGCUUCCCUUUUCCUAGACUCUCAAAUAGGAAACAGCCAUGAGUCACCCAAAAAUAUUCUAGAUUUAUAAAUAUCAGUCUAAGAACUAUUCUAUACCUGUUUACAGCAUUUGACAGUAAGAAAAACAUUAUUUCCUUCCUGGAUUAUACCAAAUCAAUAGGGUAUAAGUAAAUGUGAAUUCCUCCACCCUGAAUUACUCCUAUAACACCAAUUUAAGAUUGUUCUAUUGAAAUAUUUAUACAAUAGAAAUGAAAGCUUUAUUUUGUUCUGAAAAAUCUAGCAUUUGAAUAAUAAACGGAAAUAAUUUACAAUCA
Messenger RNA from Ahaetulla prasina, 6470 nucleotides. It is a transcript of the gene RASA2, whose product is annotated as RAS p21 protein activator 2. Lineage: Eukaryota; Metazoa; Chordata; Lepidosauria; Squamata; Colubridae. Gene Ontology annotation, biological process: regulation of GTPase activity; intracellular signal transduction; negative regulation of Ras protein signal transduction. Bases 1503 to 3542 code for a protein of 679 amino acids. Gene Ontology annotation, molecular function: phospholipid binding; GTPase activator activity. The transcript has 20 exons. The record is from RefSeq and is a predicted model, not a curated record.